Nestor notabilis (Kea) is the source of this 1410-nucleotide messenger RNA. RefSeq names its product major facilitator superfamily domain-containing protein 1-like. Gene Ontology annotation, biological process: transmembrane transport. The record is from RefSeq and is a predicted model, not a curated record. Gene Ontology annotation, molecular function: transmembrane transporter activity. NCBI's taxonomy places the organism in Eukaryota, Metazoa, Chordata, Aves, Psittaciformes, Psittacidae. The annotation marks the transcript as partial. The transcript is spliced from 12 exons.
CCCGAAGCCGCCUACAGGUUCGUGGUGCUUCUCUUCAACUGCCUCCUCACCUUUGGCUCCUACUUCUGCUUCGACAUCCCCAGCGUCCUGCAGGAGCAGUUCCAGGGGAACUUGACCUGCCCCAAUGGAACCCACGGGAACAGUACUGGGCAUAACAGCACACUCGGCUGCAUCGAAGGCUUGGGAAUGACACCUGCACAAUACAACUUGUUGUAUGCAAUCUAUGCUUGGACAAAUGCAGUAGUGGUUAUUCUGGCUGGAUUCCUGAUUGAUAAACUAGGAAAUCGAUUGGGUGUCUUUGUUUUCUCUCUUCUGACCGUGCUGGGAUCAUCAGUCUUUGCUUUAGGCGCACAUUUCAAGGGGUCGCCAUACCUCCUACCAAUGAUGCUAACAGGAAGACUGCUCUUCGGCUCUGGGAAUGGGUCACUUACUAUUGUGCAGAAUCGUAUCACAGCCUUCUGGUUCAAGGGGAAGGAACUGGCACUGGCAUUUGGACUGACUUUGUCUUUCUCACGACUUGGGAGUGUCCUCAACUUCUUCUUCACCCAGCAGUUUGAGUCAAGAUUUGGAAUACAGUGGACACUCUGGGGAGGUACCCUGCUCUGUGUGCUUGGUUUUGUUUCAGCCCUCACAGUCAGUGUACUAGAUAAAGUGGGCAUGAAGCAACUGGGCUUUUAGGAAUCCAAAAACGUGCGGAUUCAGGACAUCAAGCGACUUCACCUCUGCUACUGGCUCCUGGUCCUCACCAUCAUGUUCUUCUAUAAUGGGGUCUUUCCCUUUGUGGCAGACGCCAGCAAGUUUAUCCAGGAUAAAUACUCUGGUUACAGUCAGCAGGAGGCCGCUUAUAUUGCUGGGGCAGUGUAUGACAGCUCCCUUGUUCUCUCUGCAGCAGUUGGCAUAUUAAUUGACUAUAUUGGACUGAGAGGCGUCUUUGCUGUUGGCUGUGCUGCACUGACUCUGCCAGUCUUCGCUCUCCUGGCAUUUACGUUUGUGCCUCCGUUAGUUUCCACUGUCUGGUUGGGGAUUACUUACUCCUUCGCUGCUGCUAGUAUGUGGCCAUCCAUACCUCUUGUGGUCCCCCAAGCAACCUUAGGGACAGCAAUGGGGCUUGCGACUUCUGUGCAGAUGGUUGGAGUUGGCCUUUCGAAUCUGAUCGUGGGACACAUUCUAGGAACACAGUCCAGUGAAUUAAAGAUUCCCCUGUGGCGCUGGCAACAGGUGAUGAUCUUUAUGUUGGCAAACACCAUAGCAUGCAUUGCUGCCUCCAUUAGCCUUAAUGUUGUGGACAAGAGACAGGGUGGAACACUGAACAGAACAAGAAAGGGAGCAGGUGUGGAGCAGGACAGAGGCCCUGCAGAUGCAGCACCACUCUUUGGUGAUGGAGCAGGGGACGAGGGCUCUGUCAGCUGA